Messenger RNA from Dovyalis caffra, 792 nucleotides. NCBI's taxonomy places the organism in Eukaryota, Viridiplantae, Streptophyta, Magnoliopsida, Malpighiales, Salicaceae. The record is from the annotation of a GenBank genome assembly.
AUGGAUGUGGACAUGAUGAAAUCAUCAUCAGGAGAGGAACACAUGGACAUGAUGACAAUGAUGAUGCAGAUGGAAAAGCUUCCCGAUUUUUGCAGUGAGCCUUUCCACAACAUUACUAACACUUCAACACUACUACAAGAAAUCCAAUUCUCGAAUGGAAAUCCUACUAGUGUUGUAGCUUCAUCACCUAUCUAUCAUGACCCACAUGCAUCUUCACCACCGAUGAUAAAUCCAACUCCUUGCUCCCUGCCAUUUAUGGGUACUCCAAUCCAAGAACCAAUGACCCCACCACUUCAACACAAUAUGAUGGCCAACAAAUUCAAAUAUAGUACUCCAUUCUCGAAUGCAAACUCUUUCUUAUCUUCGAUAGAGAAGAAAAACUCCACUACAGCAAUUAGAGAGAUGAUCUUUCGCAUAGCAGCAAUGCAGCCAAUACAUAUAGACCCGGAAUCGGUAAAGCCUCCGAAAAGAAGGAAUGUCAAGAUAUCUAAGGAUCCACAGAGUGUGGCUGCGAGGCAUAGAAGGGAAAGAAUAAGUGAGAGGAUAAGGAUUCUCCAGAGAUUAGUUCCAGGAGGCACCAAAAUGGACACGGCUUCUAUGUUAGAUGAGGCUAUACAUUAUGUGAAGUUCUUGAAGAAGCAAGUGCAAUCUUUAGAACAAGCAGGUGCGAAUAGGCCAAUGGGUGGUUUUGGCUUCACGGGAGCGACGAUGCCUAAUGUAGGUUAUUCUUCUUUGGUAAAGAAUUGCCAGUCUGCUACUACUAUGGCGGGCACAAUUCAGAUGCUUAGAUGA